CAAAACCGUGUCUUGCUUCUGACCUUGCAUAUUAAACAUACGAUUCUUCCGACACCUUUUAACUACAUGCCUACAUAAGAGUUCCUUCCCUCGUAAAUCUACUUUACCUACCAUAUUCCACUCAUCUGCGUACACGCCAUUUCAGACAGUGAAUUGGAGAAUGGCGCCCAAACAAUCCACAACCAGCGCUCGCGGCCGCGGCGCGUCUUCUGCUACUACGAACAAACCCUCCAAAGCGUCUACGUCCAAAAACCAAUCUUCUCGUGCCGUGCACUCGGAAAGCGACGCAGAUCCGUUUGCGGAGGACGAUCGAUCGCAACAGCGGAGAGGGCAUGAUACUACGAUGGAGAUUGAUGAUGAUAACGAGGAAGAGGAAGAUGAAGAGGCGAGGAAGACGAUACCGCCAGAAUUGUUAACGCAUGUGUUGCACCAGUUCUUUGAGAAGAAUGGUACGAGAGUCUCGAAGGAUGCUAAUGCGGCUAUUGCGAAGUAUAUGGAUAUUUUUGUGCGCGAGGCGAUUGCGCGGACGGUUGUGGAGAAGGAGAAGGGAUUUCUCGAGGUCGAGGAUCUAGAAAAGGUCGCACCGCAGCUUUUGCUUGAUCUAUGAAGGCGUAACAAGACAUCUCCAUGUGCCGUUAGCGGAACCAAUCCUGAAGAAAUUACGCUACAGGUAUGUUUCAACUAUAUAAAUGUUCUAAUGUUCUAUCUCUUACGACUAUCAGCUACUGUAUACGAAGUGAUA
Messenger RNA from Hypoxylon trugodes, 742 nucleotides. Its product is annotated as CENP-S associating centromere protein X-domain-containing protein. NCBI's taxonomy places the organism in Eukaryota, Fungi, Ascomycota, Sordariomycetes, Xylariales, Hypoxylaceae. Gene Ontology annotation, cellular component: FANCM-MHF complex; Fanconi anaemia nuclear complex. The coding region runs from base 161 to 607 and encodes 148 amino acids. The record is from RefSeq and is a predicted model, not a curated record. The transcript has a single exon. Gene Ontology annotation, molecular function: protein heterodimerization activity. Gene Ontology annotation, biological process: resolution of meiotic recombination intermediates; kinetochore assembly; replication fork processing.